Torulaspora delbrueckii is the source of this 1026-nucleotide messenger RNA. RefSeq lists its product as uncharacterized. The transcript has a single exon. NCBI's taxonomy places the organism in Eukaryota, Fungi, Ascomycota, Saccharomycetes, Saccharomycetales, Saccharomycetaceae. The record is from RefSeq and is a predicted model, not a curated record. The coding region runs from base 1 to 1026 and encodes 341 amino acids. Gene Ontology annotation, molecular function: NAD+ binding.
AUGUCUAACUCAGAAGAGGACGAGAAACAGUUGCGCUCUUUUCAAAGGUACUUGUUGCAGGCCGAACGCGUGCUGUGCAUAGUUGGAGCCGGAUUAUCCCAGAGUUCUGGUAUACCAACAUAUCAGUUACAAAGAGGUUCAUGGAAAGGCUAUACAUCGCUGGAUCUUGCCACACCGGAAGCAUUCCAGGCUAACCCCGGUCUUGUAUGGCUCUUCUACUCGAAUCGAAGGUACAUCGCGAUGAGGGCAAAACCUAACCGGGGACACUACGCACUAGCUGAACUCUCGAGAAGGAUGUCUGAGAGAAACCGGAAUGCCCUUGUUGUUACACAAAACGUCGAUGGGUUACAUCGACGCGCAGAUCAACCGGAAGAAAAGUUGUGCGAAUUGCAUGGUAGUCUGUUCGAUUUACGAUGCACAUCGUUCUUUUGCACUUUUAAAGGAAGUAACACAAGAGAUCUAUUUCUCACCGCUAAACUACGAGAACAUACUCCUCGCGACGCCGGUGUCAAAAGACGUUAUAAAGCCGAAUUACAAGACUCGAAGCGUGCCAAAACCGGACCUAGCGGUUCCAUUCUCACAACUUCUCAUGAACACGAUGAAAGUCUAAGCUCUUCAGACUUCGAUCCACUCCCGCAUCUCGACGAAGAAACCCUCCCGCACUGUCCCAAAUGUCACGAGGGCCUUCUUCGCCCCGGCGUAGUAUGGUUCGGCGAACCUCUACCCUUACUGCAGAUGGACAAGGUUGACACUUUCUUCGCUGCGGGGAAUAAAGACAAUACCAGUCACAGUGACCUCGUACUAGUUAUCGGAACUAGCGGUAAGGUAUGGCCGGCAAUGGGCUAUGUCGAGCGCUGUAGGCAAAACGGAGGCCGCAUAGCCAUCUUUAACACCAAGAUUGACGAUAAGGACGCCCUUCGCCAGGAUAAAUCCUGCUGGGCCUUUGAAGGCGAGGCUGCAUACUGGCUACCGAGGGCUCUGGAGCCAAUCAUAGGACACAAUUUAGGUUCUACCAUGCGCCGUUGA